This is a messenger RNA of [Torrubiella] hemipterigena, 1731 nucleotides long. Lineage: Eukaryota; Fungi; Ascomycota; Sordariomycetes; Hypocreales; Clavicipitaceae. The record is from the annotation of a GenBank genome assembly.
CGGAUAUACAGAGAUUAUACCUUUUCUGCAUAAACUAUUCGGAAGUAAAAAGAAGAGCGGACUUUGCAACGGCUAUUUCCCAAUCGAGCCGUGGGAUCUCCGCCGGUCCGCUGUUCCGCUCAGCCUCGUCGGUUAAGAGAAAACAGCGCUUCCCCUUCCCACCACAUCUUUUUUCUCGGUCUUUUUUCAAGAGAACCUUUAUUAAAACAAUAAUAUAUUUUUACCGGACUCUGUAUUCUUUUAUUGCUAGUAUGACAUCUCGAACCUACGAUGUCAUCGUCUUUGGGGCGACGGGAUACCUCGGCCCUCUCAUCAGCCGUUACUUGUCCGCCAAUGCGCCAGAUUCCUUGCGAUGGGCUGUAGCUGGCCGUGAUAGCGACAAACUACACAAUCUCUGUGAUUAUUUACAAGAAGAAUUUCCGCAGCGCAAGGCACCCGCCGUCCUGGUAGCCACACUUGAUCCCUGCGAUUUGGACAGGCUGGCAUCCAGUACGCGACUGGUCCUCAACCUGGUUGGCCCAUUUAGUAAAUAUGGAACACCUGUCAUCAAAGCGUGUAUCCGCAACUCUACAGCUUACGUCGACUCCACAGGCGAACACACAUGGAGUCAUGAAAUAGCGACCACGCUCCACGACGAGGCAGUCUCCCAUAAAGCCCCAAUUAUUCCUCACUGCGCUAUUGAAUGCGCUCCCCCAGAUAUCAUGACCCAUCUCCUCGUCAAAAAGGCUCGCGAGGCAAACCUCGUCCCCGCCGGGCCAGUCUACUUCUCCAUCGACCAUACCUGGCCAGGAUACAGCGGUGGCACCAUUGUAGCCAUUCUUGGUGUCCUUAGUAGCUAUUCGCUGUCACAGAUGAAUGCGUCGAGCGCACCUCUAGCGUCCUGUGUAUCAGACGCGGGACCGAAUACACCACCCAGCGUCGCUCUCCUACCAGUAAGAUACGACUCGUUCCUGGGUCCUUUGACCUUCAACCCGUCUGCCAUGGCGGAUCGGUCGGUGGUUAUGCGCACGUGGUCGCUGCUUCAGAGAUAUGGAAGCGUGGGAGAGAAGUACGGAGAACGCUUCAUGUUUCAAGGCUAUGCGCGGACUUCUAACCUUGUAAACGGUUGGCUGUCGUUUAUAGGGACCUCGCUCAUGACGCUAUUUGUUGUUUUUGUGCCACCACUGCAGCGCUUUCUGGCUUCGAUUGCACCAGCGCCUGGCACAGGGCCGCAUGUUGAUGAGACGGAUAAGCACUACGUAGAAUGGCGGGCCAUUUUGCAAGCCAGCUCACCGGACGAGUCGAAGCCUUCAGCCCGGAUCACGGGGGUUUUGAGAAUGGAAAAGGAUGUGUAUAGUUGCUGUGCGGUACUGGUUGGAGAAGCGGCCCUGUCUGUUCUUGAAGUACUAGAUCAUGGGGACAGUACAUCACUCGUGGGCAAGCUUCAGGGCGGUGUUUUGACGCCAGCAGCGAUAGGGGCGACAUAUAUCGACAGACUGCAAAGAGAAAAUUUGCAUGUUGUCAUUGACCUGAAAACACCUGGAGGGGGUAAACCUUAGAGAUACACAUUCGCUUUAAUAAGCUAGGUAUUUUUAGCGAGCAGAGAUACAGGAGAGCUGGAAACAUUCAACAGAAGCUCUAGGAAAUAUUUAUAAUGACUUGUUCGACAGGUUAAAAGCAGGACGAUUCAGUAUAAUAGAGGAAAAAAGAGACUCGAAGAAACAUUUUAAUAUUUAUUGUUCGGUUUAUCGC